Messenger RNA from Salvia miltiorrhiza (redroot sage), 1485 nucleotides. RefSeq lists its product as uncharacterized. The record is from RefSeq and is a predicted model, not a curated record. NCBI's taxonomy places the organism in Eukaryota, Viridiplantae, Streptophyta, Magnoliopsida, Lamiales, Lamiaceae. The transcript is spliced from 6 exons. Gene Ontology annotation, molecular function: protein binding. The coding region runs from base 106 to 1485 and encodes 459 amino acids.
GUUUCACACGUGAUGACAUUCCUAAAUUAAUUUAUAUAUGGUGUAGUAUUUUAUUUAGUGCAACUGAAAAACGAGAGAAAUUAAGAAAGAAGAAGACAGCAAAAGAUGAAUCCGGAAAACGGAGGAGGGCAGUGUGUAGAGGCGGUGGACGGCAAGCAGUUCGAUGAUCUGUAUAAGGCGACAAUGGAGAACCGAUGGAGCCAAGUGUUACAAAUUCUCAAGGAAAACAACACCCUUCACCACACCAAGCUGACCAAGUCACUGGAGACGGCUUUGCACGUCGCAAUCUCCACUUACCAUCCUAAAACACCCUCCUCCCACCUCACGCACAUGAUUCAACUCAUGAAGAGCAGUGGCACGCUAGCCACCGUGCUGGCGACGGAGAACCAGAGAGGAGACACCCCUCUCCAUCUCGCGGCUGCCGUUGGAUGCCUACCCAUCAUCGACAGCCUCCAGGAACAGGAUCUCCUCCAGCCCCCCCUCCACAGUCGGAACAAAAAGGGGGAGACGCCCUUGUUCCUGGCCGCUCUUCACGGCAACCUCGCUGUUUUCCGCCGUCUGCACAAACUUAAGCCCCAAGACGAGUCUCUCGCCCGCAGGAAAGAUGGAAAUACCAUCCUGCACAAAGCUAUUUUCGAAGAAAACUUCGAAUUAGCUUAUGAGAUCAUUUGCAAGUAUUCAAAGAUGGUGAAGUCUAUAAAUGAAGAUGGAGAAUCUCCCCUCCAUGUCUUGGCCAAGAAACCGAAUGUGUUCAAAAGCAGCUCCCAUCUUCGAUUCUAUGACUCCAUCAUUUACUACUGUGUGUUUGUUGAAAAGUUAAACGAUGAAAAGUUCAGCAACGGAAGCCCAGAUGAUUCGACGGCAGCUCCCUUGGAAACUAAGCUUAAAUAUCCAGACAACUACACAACAUGUGUGAAAAUCUUUCUAAUUAUUCGAGAUAGUAUUAUUGUAAUCUUCAAGAAUAAUCGACCCAGUGAUGAAGAAAAUCAGUAUCACCAACAAAAAAGAGCUCUAAACUCAGCUAUUGCCAAGGGAAAGAAGGGAUACAGAAGCUAUCAUGAUUUAUUUCCUGUCAACUACGAUACUUGCAUAGAUCUUUUCAAAUUUGCAAUGAAGGUCAUCCUUAUUAUCCUUGGAGUUGGAUUUUGGAGGGUACAUAAGAUAAACGAAAAGAAGAAACGAUACCUAAAUGCGAUGGAUGUUUUGGAUAAAAUGUUGGAGGAUGAAUCAGGAUACAAAUAUGAUAACAACGGUCAACGCCCUCAACUUGAUCCACAAGAAGUUUCUGGAAAAAUCGAAAUCCCCAAAGCGCCGCCUCAGUUUGAUGUUGAUGAUAACACAAUAGCUGCGCCAACAUCUUCAUCCAAUCCUCCUCCUCACUCCAAUGCUCAAAACAAUCAAGGUUCACAACUUCAAUUUUCCACUAUUCUCACUUGUUGCGGAUUCAACACCAAAGAAAUCACAAUUGCUUUAACAAAGCAAUGA